AUGACUGAAUCAGCAUUGGAAUCAACUAAAGAAAACAACGUUUCAAACAAAGUGUUGACUCCAGACUGGAUAAAAGCUGGACUCGAAAAGCAAAAGCCGGUCUUCAAAAAACCACCCACCCUUAUAGGAGAUGCCUUUAUUGGUGUGCAUCCUGGAGUGUUCGAGGUCAGAAGACCUAUACAACAUUUCAUAACGGGAAGCAGCUAUGACGGCACUUGGGAUGUUUUAGGGUUUUCUGGAUACGGAACUUACUAUUAUCCUCAUGGUGCAAUCUACCAAGGUAAUUUUAAAAAUGGCCAGUUUCACGGCAGAGGUCAAAUAAUUUAUCCUAUGGGACAUCAAAUGAGAGGGUUGUUUAAGAAUGGAAAGCUUGUCGAGAAAAAGUUCAGUUUUCCGGAUAAUCUCGAUUACAGCGAACCUUGGAAUUAUUGUCAAAUGCCAGAUAGAAGAUUCCAGAUAGACGUGAGUAAAGGUCUACAAGGACCCGAUACAGAGUUCCUGACCAACCUGCAACCUACAGUGGCAGUUCCAGAAGGUUGCUAUGACACAAUUGACGGUUUCUAUGCACCCGGUGUAAAAUCUGUCUUUAACUAUGACCCGGAGGGACUUGCAACUAAUGAUCCAACAAAACACAAGAAAAACAUCGACACAUUGAAACGUACGGUACGCUGCGAGGAAAGCAAUUUCAUAGAAAAACACUACAGAACUAUGCACCUGAAAAGUCUCGGUUACAGGCCGGAUUUGUACGAGCACUGGACGACCGGCAAAUUUGCGGAAAUGGGCAAACAAAUGUCCGAUUUCGAGUGGUUGAAGGAUCCCUCUGGUACUUUUGAGUCCGGGAGCAGUAGCAGCCAAGACGAUUUACAAAUGCAUUUCGAGUUUGAAAUACUCAAAGAUUAGUUUUUAUUUUUAUAUAUUUAUUUUAAGAAUUAUUGCUCAAAUAAAAAUCAUAUUAUACACAAAAAACCAUUUUUAUUUUUAAUAGCAGGACAAAAUUACAAACAAAUGUUAUCAUUUAUGAUUUUGAAUCAGCAGUCGUUCUAGUUCGCCUACGGUAUAUUCCAAACUGAUCAUUUUUUGAUGCAGCAAAUCCUUUGGGUCUGGUAUCUGGAUUGUUACGAUAUCAUUUUUGGUUUGACGAUUUUCCAAGGCCUGAUUCCAGAUAUUUUGCCAGAGCUUGUACUUGUCUGUUGUUUUGGUGUUUUGCAAAACUCUCAAAAAUUCUUUUUUA
This is a messenger RNA of Ceutorhynchus assimilis (cabbage seed weevil), 1231 nucleotides long. NCBI's taxonomy places the organism in Eukaryota, Metazoa, Arthropoda, Insecta, Coleoptera, Curculionidae. The record is from the annotation of a GenBank genome assembly.